This is a messenger RNA of Trichomonas vaginalis G3, 315 nucleotides long. Its product is annotated as 28 kDa A-kinase anchor family. The transcript has a single exon. The record is from RefSeq and is a predicted model, not a curated record. NCBI's taxonomy places the organism in Eukaryota, Parabasalia, Trichomonadida, Trichomonadidae. The coding region runs from base 1 to 315 and encodes 104 amino acids.
AUGAGUACAAAGGCACUUAUUGAGUCUUGGAAUAACGGCUGGUUAGCUUCUAUUUCAGAGCCAUAUAAAGAUGAAAAUAACAAUACAUGGUUAGAUGUUAAAUUUUCACAGCCAACAAACACAAAGCCAAUUCCAACACAUUUCGUUUCAGUAAGAUUUAGAGUAGAGGAUGGAAAACCAGUUACAUAUCUCGUAGAAUGUGAUAAAACAGAGAAAGAUAUAUCUUAUCCUAUCACAGAUGCUACACUCAAAAUGUAUUUAAGAAUUAAGUCUAAAGGAGGUGCAUGUGCUGCCGCACUCGGACUGAUUGAAUAA